AUGGCUUCGAUGGCGAAGCUCGCGUCAGCGUCGGGCCGCAUUACUCUCCUCGCCAGUUUCAUCGCCGCCUCUGCGCUGAUCCCUUCUGGGUGUUGGGCUCAGAGCACCAUGAGCACGACUUUCCACAGCAACUUCCUCGAAGGCGACAUCCGUGUCGUCGUGGGACCCAACCGUAACCAGAUCCGCGUGCAGGCCUAUAUGCCGGACUGGGCUAAGGCGGUCACCCCCAAGGAGGAGUACAUUGUGGAAACUUACCCUUUCCCGUCCAACUUCUCCUCUCUCACGGACGUGAAGCACGCCAUUUUGACCUUCGCCCCCUCCAACUGCUACCCUAUCUACAACGGCACCAAAGUGACAGAGGAGCAGGCUAUUCCCGCUUACCUCGCGUCAGGCCCCGACUUCUGCCUCUCCUGCUACGUCUACCUCACCUUCUCCCUCCUCGAUGUCGACACGGCCAGCCAGAUCGGCAGUGAAUGCACUGAGACGAACAAUGGAAAACUUCGCGGGUACAUCUGCUCCACGGACGAGGGGGAUGACGUCACGGUGGCGCAGGCGUUUGGGAGUCCGCCGGUGGUGAAUGGCGGCGGGACGUCGGUGGGGUUUCUCUACACGGAGAUGUUUGUGCGCCAGCCCGCUGGCUCCACCAUGCGCCUCCCCUCCAUCCGCGUCGACCCCCUGGCCAUGAAGGGCAUUGGGUACAUCAUGGUGCCAUCCAAGGGACCCACUCCUCUCCCUGGAACCUUUGAUGCCAUGCCUUUCAUCGCAGGCAACGACAGCAAGUCUGUCGGCGUCGGUCUAGUGUUCCCAAUCACCCUGAUGACUCAGGCGUCGCUCGCAACUACCCCGUUCAGCAGCAACACAGUGCAGACGGUUACACCCACCGCCUUCCCUGCGCUCUCCAUGAGUGCUCCUGCUAACCAGUCCCUCACUGUCAAUGCCAGCAUCAUCCCCCCUCCUGCCGCUGGUGCUGCUGCUGGUGCUGCUCCCUCCUCGUACAACAUCUCUCUCUCCAUCAGCAAGGACGCACUCCCGGUACGUGGCUCUUGUGGGGACUAA
Closterium sp. NIES-65 is the source of this 1056-nucleotide messenger RNA. The record is from the annotation of a GenBank genome assembly. Lineage: Eukaryota; Viridiplantae; Streptophyta; Zygnematophyceae; Desmidiales; Closteriaceae.